Vigna umbellata (rice bean) is the source of this 1412-nucleotide messenger RNA. Lineage: Eukaryota; Viridiplantae; Streptophyta; Magnoliopsida; Fabales; Fabaceae. The record is from RefSeq and is a predicted model, not a curated record.
CUACUUGUGGCAGAAUUGCGGACCGCUAUAUUUUCUAAGGUUGCACUGCGAACAAUUCGAUUAGUAUCAAGGAAGGUCUUCUCACAUUUGCAUGACCUUGACCUUCGGUAUCAUCUAAGCCGAGAAACGGGUGCAUUAAGUAGAAUAAUUGAUCGUGGUAGUCGUGGAAUAAAUUUCAUUCUCUACUCUAUGGUGUUCAAUGUGGUACCUACCAUGAUAGAGAUAUCUAUGGUAGCAGGUAUACUGGCCUACAAAUUUGGAGCUCCCUUUGCGCUUAUUACUUCCUUAUCAGUUGCUGCUUAUGUUAUUUUCACUCUGUCUAUCACACAGUGGAGGACUAAGUUCAGGAAAGCCAUGAAUAGGGCUGAUAAUGAUGCUAGUACGAGGGUUAUUGAUUCACUUAUUAAUUAUGAGACUGUCAAAUAUUUUAAUAAUGAAGUUUAUGAAGCUGAUAAUUAUGACAAGUACCUAAAGAGAUAUGAAGAUGCUGCUCUGAAAACCCAACGAAGUCUGGCCGUCUUGAAUUUUGGUCAAAAUAUUAUAUUUAGUACUGCUCUUUCAUCAGCAAUGGUGCUGUGCUCUCAUGGGAUCAUGGAUGGAACGCUGACUGUUGGUGAUUUGGUAAUGGUGAAUGGGCUUCUCUUCCAAUUAUCUCUUCCACUCAAUUUCCUUGGUAGUGUUUAUCGUGAGACUAUACAGAGUUUAGUUGACAUGAAAUCCAUGUUUCAGUUACUCGAGGAAAGAGCAGACGUUAGGGAUAAAGAAAAUGCACAGCCUCUUAGAUAUAAUGGGGGGAGUAUCAAAUUUGAGAAUGUACAUUUUAGUUACCUCACAGAAAGAAAGAUACUAGAUGGAAUAUCGUUUGUUGUGCCAGCUGGUAAAAGUGUUGCAAUUGUUGGGACUAGUGGAAGUGGAAAAUCAACCAUUCUUAGAUUGCUAUUCAGGUUCUUUGAUCCUAAUUCUGGAAGUAUAAAGAUAGAUAAUCAAGAUAUUCGGGAGGUAACCCUUGAGAGUUUGCGGAAGUCCAUUGGUGUUGUUCCACAAGAUACUGUACUUUUUAAUGAUACUAUAUUUCACAACAUUCACUAUGGUCGCUUCUGCACAGAAGAGGAGGUCUAUGAAGCUGCUCAACAAGCAGCAAUUCAUAACACUAUCAUGAAUUUUCCUGAUAAAUACCAAACUGUUGUCGGAGAGCGAGGGCUCAAGUUAAGUGGUGGUGAGAAGCAACGUGUUGCCCUUGGCUCGUUCAUUCUUAAAAGCGCCUGCAUUCUGUGAGUAUUCUAAUCAUUUUAUCUACUCGACACUUUUUGUUGUGUGGCUUUGUAUUUUUAUGUUUACUACGUUCCAGAUGAAAAUGAUUUGUCUUUAUGGACUGAAAUUAUUUUAAUGAAUUUGUCUACUUUCUUUCCAAA